Menidia menidia (Atlantic silverside) is the source of this 1524-nucleotide messenger RNA. Lineage: Eukaryota; Metazoa; Chordata; Actinopteri; Atheriniformes; Atherinopsidae. The record is from the annotation of a GenBank genome assembly.
UUGACUCUCCAUGAUCACUUGCACAACGCCCUUCUGGGAGUCUUCCUGGGACUUCUAUCUCUUCUCACCAUCAUAAUGAACCUGCUUGUGCUCUAUGCUGUGAAGAGAGAGAAGAGCCUCCACACUGUUGGAAACCUCUACAUUGUCAGUCUAUCUGUGGCAGAUCUGAUUGUCGGGGCCACCGUCAUGCCUCUGAACCUGGUGUAUCUCAUGGAGGACGAGUGGAAACUGGGGCGGGCGGUUUGCCAGUUUUGGCUCAUUAUGGACUAUGUAGCCAGCACGGCCUCAAUUUUUAGCUUGUUUAUUCUGUGUUUGGAUCGGUACCGCUCAGUCAGACAGCCACUUAAGUACCUAAAAUAUCGAACACGAGGAAAAGCCAGUGUAAUGAUCUCCGGAGCCUGGCUGCUUUCGAUGAUGUGGAUUAUCCCUAUUCUGGGAUGGAGAUCUUUCACAAAUGUAGACCUGAAACCCGAGGAGGAGAACAAGUGUGACACAGACUUUCGUUUUGUCACGUGGUUUAAGGUCAUCACAGCGGUUUUCAACUUCUACGUACCCUCUAUUUUGAUGUUGUGGUUCUACACACAUAUCUACUUGGCGGUAAGGCAGCAUCUAAGAGACAGAGAGAGAAUCAUUCACCCAACAGACUCAUUUGGUGAAAAUGAGAAUGGAGGACGUGCUCCAAACCCUGAGGAGAAUGACUCCAAAUCCCCCAAGGAAGAAUGUGAGGUUUCCGUGAAACGUUCAAAAAAAGAACACCUGCUGGACCAGAACACCCUUGCCCAGACGUACUCUCUUGAAGAUUCAGAUAAAACCAAAGCUGCUCACUUCACAGCUCCCAAAAAAAUUGAUGUAAAGUGCAGGAGGACGUCUCUCCUUGCUGUGACAACAAAGCACCUCAGAAUGGCUCGUAAGGCUAAAACCUGCUCUUUGAGCCCUGAAGACAAGAAGCCAGACUGUGAUAUUCCCCUGAGCCAACCGUCAGCGCCUCAGGAUGGGAUUUGCACUUGUGGGAGCAAUGAAAGCAAACUUCAGGCCUCUCUAAAUGAAUGUCAUGUCACAGUGCCAAACUCUGUGAGGGGAGUUUGUGAUAUCAGCCAGGUGUCAGAUGUUCAGAGAUACAAAUCCGUCCUCUACAACAGCUAUGAUCCCAGUCAAGCUCUGCCCUGGCCAGAGAAAGGGGCUGAAGAUGCCAAAAUAGAUCCAGAUAACACGGUGACUCUAAGAGAGGCGUGGCACAAGUUCAUUGACCAAUCACGACACCGAAUCCACAGUUUGAGGAUCCAUAAAGAACACAAAGCAGCCAAGCAAUUAGGAUUCAUAAUUGCCGCUUUCUUACUGUGCUGGAUACCAUACUUUAUAGCUUUUAUGGUCAUGGCAUUCUGCAGAGAGUGUGUGCAUCAUGAUCUUCAUAUGUUCACAAUAUGGUUAGGUUACAUCAACUCAACUUUAAACCCUUUCAUAUACCCGCUCUGCAAUGGAAACUUCAAGCGGGUGUUCAAGAACAUUAUUAAGAUGAACCUCUGA